CGCCAGUAAGCACACCUUCUCUUCGCUCUUGAAGCAAAAGCCAGGAAGGACUAGUCCGCCGAGAUCCAGGGGUACUAUGGCGAUUUCAAUGAGGGAUGUAGAUCCUGCCUUUCAAGGGGCUGGUCAAAAAGAUGGACUGGAAAUAUGGCGGAUUGAGAAGUUGCAAGCCGUUCCUGUUCCCAGAGAAUCACAUGGAAAAUUUUUUGCAGGAGAUUCCUACAUAAUACUAAAGACAACUGCCCGUAAAAAUGGUUCUUUUCAGCAUGAUAUCCAUUAUUGGCUUGGUAAAGAUACCAGUCAGGAUGAAUCUGGUACAGCUGCAAUCAAGACUGUGGAAUUGGAUGUUGCUCUUGGCGGACGUGGUGUUCAAUACCGUGAAGUACAGGGAAAUGAGACUGAGAAAUUUCUUUCCUACUUUAAACCCUGUAUUAUACCAGAGGAAGGUGGAAUUGCAUCUGGUUUCAGGCACACUGAAAUCAAUGAACGGGAGCAUGUAACACGAUUAUUUGUCUGCAGAGGAAAGCAUACAGUCCAUGUCAAAGAGGUUCCUUUUGCAAGAUCAUCACUCAACCAUGAUGACAUAUUUAUUUUAGAUACAAAGUCCAAGAUAUUCCAAUUCAAUGGAUCGAAUUCUAGUAUUCAAGAGAGGGCUAAAGCCCUUGAGGUUGUGCAAUAUCUCAAAGACACCAACCAUGAAGGAAAAUGUGAUGUAGCUGCAGUUGAGGAUGGAAAGUUGAUGGCAGACGCUGAUGCUGGUGAAUUCUGGGGUCUCUUUGGGGGAUUUGCUCCCCUUCCCCGAAAGACCUUUUCUGAGCCUAAUGGAAAAGAUACUGCUUUCCCUCCAAAGCUGCUCUGGGUCAACAAGGGCCAAACAGUUUCUGUGGAUUAUGAAGUUCUAACAAAAGCGCUGCUAGAUUCAACAAAAUGCUACAUUCUAGAUUGCGGAUCUGAAAUUUAUGUCUGGAUGGGUAGAGAAACAGCGCUUGAAGAUCGGAAACAAGCAGGAUUGGCAGCUGAGGAAUUACUUCGUGAAGGAGAUCGACCAAAAUCUCACAUUAUUCGUCUCAUGGAAGGAUUUGAGACGGUUAUAUUCCGAUCAAAGUUUAAUAAAUGGCCCAAGAAAGCUGAGGCAGUUGUGUCAGAUGAGAGCAGAGGAAAAGUUGCAGCCCUUCUUAAACGCCAAGGAUUUAAUGUUAAGGCUGUAGCAAAAUCUGCUCCUGUGAAGGAAGAGCCUCUACCUCAGAUUGACUGCACAGGGAACUUGCAGGUUUGGCGCGUAAAUGACAGUGAAAAGACUUUUCUUUCAUUCUCUGAGCAAUGCAAAUUCUACAGUGGAGAUUGCUAUAUCUUCCAAUAUAGCUACCCUGGUGAUGAUGGGGAGGAAUGUCUUAUUGGUACUUGGUUUGGAAAAAAGAGUAUUGAGGAGGAGAGGGCUGCAGCCACUUCACUUGCUAAUAAGAUGGUUGAGUCUCUAAAAUUCCAGGCAGUUCUGGUUCGCCUUUAUGAAGGAAAGGAGCCCAUUGAGUUUUUCCCAAUAUUUCAGAAUCUGGUUAUAUUCAAGGGUGGUGCUAGUACUGGGUAUAAGAAGUUUGUCUCAGAAAAUGGCAUUCAGGAUGAUACAUAUUCAGAAAAUGGGGUUGCACUUUUCCGGGUUCAAGGUUCAGGACCAGAUAAUAUGCAAGCAAUUCAAGUUGAUGCGGUGGCACCAUCCCUGAACUCUUCGUACUGUUACAUACUGCAUGAUGGAGAUACGGUAUUUACAUGGAUUGGGAACCUAAGCUCGUCAAUGGACCAAGAGCUCGCUGAGAGGCAACUAGAUGUGAUCAAGCCAAAUCUCCAAUCCAGAAUGCUCAAGGAAGGAUCAGAAUAUGAUCAGUUCUGGAAGAUACUUGGAAUAAAAUCCGAGUACUCCAGCCAGAAGAUUGCAAGAGAUCCAGAAAGUGACGCUCAUUUAUUUUGUUGUACUUUUUUGAAAGGGGUGCUUAAGGUUAGAGAGAUAUUCAACUUCACACAAGAUGAUAUGAUGACAGAGGACAUAUUUAUUUUGGACUGUCAUUCAUGUGUAUUUAUAUGGGUUGGACAAAAUGUGGACACAAAAAUACGUGCACAAGCUUUGAGCAUUGGAGAGAAAUUUCUAGAACUUGACAUUCCAAUGGAAAACUUGUCACGAGAAACACCACUUUAUGUCAUCAAUGAAGGAAGUGAGCCCCAAUUUUUCACCAGGUUCUUCACUUGGGAUUCUGCAAAAACAGCCAUGCAUGGCAACUCAUUUGAAAGGAGGCUGUCUAUAUUGAAGGAUGGAAUAAAACCAAGAAGAGAUAAACCUAAAAGAAGAACAACAACAUCAUCGCACACUGGAAGAUCAAGUGUGCCUGAUAAAUCUCAGCGGAGAAGUACGUCUUUCAGCCCCGAUCGUGUGAGAGUUAGAGGAAGGUCACCGGCAUUCAAUGCAUUGGCUGCAACCUUUGAGAAUUCAAAUGCCCGAAAUCUAUCAACCCCUCCACCAGUUGCAAGAAAAUCAUUUUCGAAGUCUUCCUCCCCUGAUCCUGUAAAGCCACCCCAGAGAGCUGCCUCGAUCGCCGCAAUGUCUGCUUCUUUCGAGCGGCCUAGACAAACUCUGAUACCAAAGUCAAUUAAAGCGAGUCCUGAGGUAAAGAAACCACAAUCUGAAGCAAGCAAACCUAAGCCAGAGGAAGACGCCAAAGAAAGUACCCCUGCUGUGAAGGAUGGGCAAACUGUGACUCCGACAAUACAGGAAGAUGUAAAGGAGGAUCAGCCCGAAGACGAGGAAGGGCUUCCUACAUAUCCGUAUGAUCGCUUGAGGACAUCUUCAAGCAAUCCUGUCACAGACAUUGAUAGUACCAGGCGUGAGACGUAUCUAUCUUCGGCAGAGUUCAGGGAGAAGUUUGGCAUGACAAAGGAGGCUUUUGCAAAGCUACCAAAGUGGAAGCAGAAUAGGCUCAAGAUCGCACUCCAGCUCUUUUAAAGUCUUCUGCUGUCAAAUAUGCAGCAGUUAAUGUCUGCUUGGUGAAAGUAAGGACGGCGAGAUUGUUUUUCAAAGGCAAAUCUCAAACACGAAGAUCUCUCUCGCACAUGUCGUAAUGUUAAGAAGAGACAUCGGUAAGUGUAAGCCUAUCUGGGUCAAGGGGACCCUUCGUAGGCGUCGGAGGGGCUGGAGCAGUGAGUUUUGAGCUGCCCAUGCCCUGGAAUUGUGUGUUGUCCACUGACGAAUUCUCCAUGUCGUGUGUCGGGUCACUGCAUUGGUGGUCCGGUCACACACCCUAAUUCUUUCCUUUCCAAGGUCACCGAUUUGGUUGUGAGCUUGCAAUGCUUUUUCCUCGCCCUCUUUGAAACCUCACCAUUUGUUUCAUUCUUUCAUGCUGUGUAUGGUUUCCUGACACAAAUAAUUAUGUUACAUAUAUGGUGUAAGAAGUUAGGUGAUGGGAUGGGUCGGGAUGAACGCCCCUUAUGUUGGAAAAUCCAGGCGAUGUACGGGAGACGGGCGUCUUGCCCUUGGAAUUUGAUCUUUUAAUUGGUAAUUAGUUAUUCAUGCGUGCAAAUUUUGUCUUUA
Triticum urartu is the source of this 3571-nucleotide messenger RNA. RefSeq names its product villin-3. Gene Ontology annotation, molecular function: actin filament binding. Lineage: Eukaryota; Viridiplantae; Streptophyta; Magnoliopsida; Poales; Poaceae. The record is from RefSeq and is a predicted model, not a curated record. Gene Ontology annotation, biological process: actin filament severing; cytoskeleton organization.